Messenger RNA from Humulus lupulus (European hop), 744 nucleotides. RefSeq lists its product as uncharacterized. Lineage: Eukaryota; Viridiplantae; Streptophyta; Magnoliopsida; Rosales; Cannabaceae. The transcript has a single exon. The record is from RefSeq and is a predicted model, not a curated record. Bases 1 to 744 code for a protein of 247 amino acids.
AUGGGAAAUAAAUUCAAGUGGCCUAGAAAGAUUCAAAAGCCAGAAGCUCUAAAAGAUAUGACCAAAUGGUGUGAAUUUCAUACCGAUCACGGACACACCACAGCUGAAUGUAUAGCACUCAAGUUUGAGGUUGCAGGAUUCCUUCGCCGAGGACAACUAUGCGAUUUCCUUUCUGAUAAAGGCAGAGAAACCAUAGCAGAAGGGGACAAAAGACAAGAAAAUCCAUCUGAACCCCCUCAAAAUGCAAGGACCGUAAAUGUGAUUUCAGGAGGAUUGGAAGUUAGUGGUAUUAUGUAUUCAGCAGCUAAACGUCAUGUACGUGAACCCGUUAACAACCAAGGAAAGCCUAGAAAGCCAGAGACAGUCGCUGGACAAACCAUCAGCUUUGUCAAUGACGAAGCCACGGAUUUGCUUCACCCUUAUCAUGAUGCUUUAGUCAUUUCAUUAUAUAUUGCAAAUUGUUCCAUUAAACGUGUAUUAAUCAAUAAUGGAAGUUCUGCUAACAUUUUAUUUCUCAAUGCUCUCAGGGACAUGAAAGUUGAUGAGUCAACAAUCAUCCGAAAAUCUACAGUCCUAAACGGGUUCAGUGGUGAGCAGAAGCACUCAAUUGGAGAAAACCUGCAUGUUUGGGCAGAAGGAGUAAAUCUCCAAACCAAGUUCAUUGUUGUUGAUUGCCCUUCUUCAUAUAAUGCCAUCCUUGGCCAACCAUGGAUCCAUGAGAUGAAAGUUGUGCCAUCCACAUAG